UUUUAUAAUCAACAACGUAUUGAACUUGUUUAAAAUGAAGUUGUUACCAUCAUUAUUAUUCUCUAUGUUCUUCUUACACUUCUAUUUUUAUUAUUCUGCAAGUAUCAAUUUUGAUUACUUCAUGUUGGCCGAAACAUGGCCAAAAUCCUUCUGCAAGAAAAAUCAAUGUAUCCCAAAUGUCCCAUUAGAAUUUACUGUGCACGGUCUCUGGCCUAAGAACAACACCCGACCUCACACAUAUGAAUGUUCAACAGAUCCAAAUUUGGUUGACGAUAUGGAUACUAAGCUUAACAAAGUUUGGCCGUCUUUAACGGGAAACAACAAGAAAUUUUGGAAUCAAGAGUGGAAAAGGCAUGGCACUUGCUCAAAAAUGUCAUCGGUUAAUUACUUUAAUCACGCUAUAGUUCUCUAUGAGAAAAAUAAUAUCAAAGACAUUCUAAAGAAGCCUCUAACACCGGGUGGAGCUGCGGCUCUAACACCAGGUGGAGCCGCAAAUUCAGCUGAUAUUCAGAUGCUUAUAAAGUCAGUCACGGGAUUUGAACCACAACUUGAUUGUGAAAAGAAUUCUGCAGAUUUGCUGGAGGUUAGAUUAUGCUUUGAUACUGAUCUAUCAAAUCCCACCUAUAUAAGCUGUCCUUCUCAUUUAGUCUGUCCACGUCGUAUAAAUUUACCAUUAUAAAUAUUUAAAAAAUAAUACUUAUUGCGUUUGACUAGCAAAUUGUAAUGAUGAAUUGUCUGUUUAAGCUAUUUGCUUGGACAAACAAUUUUUAUAAUUGAGAUGAAUAAGGUUAAGGUGUGAUGCUAUUAGAAUUGAGAUGACUAAGGUUAAGGUGUGAUGCUAUUAUAUUUAAGAUGAAUAAGGUUAAGGUGUGAUGCUUUUAUUAUAAUGUAUAAGUGUCAAAAUUA
Lathyrus oleraceus (garden pea) is the source of this 906-nucleotide messenger RNA. Its product is annotated as ribonuclease 1. The record is from RefSeq and is a predicted model, not a curated record. Gene Ontology annotation, molecular function: ribonuclease T2 activity; RNA binding. Lineage: Eukaryota; Viridiplantae; Streptophyta; Magnoliopsida; Fabales; Fabaceae. Gene Ontology annotation, cellular component: extracellular region. Gene Ontology annotation, biological process: RNA catabolic process. The coding region runs from base 35 to 679 and encodes 214 amino acids. The transcript has 2 exons.